This is a messenger RNA of Daldinia vernicosa, 2079 nucleotides long. RefSeq names its product aldehyde dehydrogenase. Bases 212 to 1825 code for a protein of 537 amino acids. The transcript has 2 exons. NCBI's taxonomy places the organism in Eukaryota, Fungi, Ascomycota, Sordariomycetes, Xylariales, Hypoxylaceae. Gene Ontology annotation, biological process: aldehyde metabolic process. Gene Ontology annotation, molecular function: aldehyde dehydrogenase (NAD+) activity. Gene Ontology annotation, cellular component: cytoplasm. The record is from RefSeq and is a predicted model, not a curated record.
GCAAGCUUCAAUGAAUUUCAUGUAACACAGGGUGAAACUUGGGAUACUCCUAUGAAUACAGAAUUACCAGUAAAACUUUCAUAUCUAUCGUCUAUUACGUCAGUUGUUUUAUUUGAAGCUCUGGGAGUGAAUAAUCCCGACUUCUCUCCCCCCGUUCUUCCCGUAUACCGCUUCUUUUAUUAUUCCUAUAUCCUCGAUUUCUACCACUAUUAUGACAUCUGAUAUCAAGAUUCCCGCCUUUGAGGCAACCCCUAUUGACAGCAUUGCUGAGAUUGCUGCUACAGUCCGCCAGUCGUAUCAAUCUCAAAAGACCAAAGAUGUCGAGUGGCGGCUUGUACAGCUCCGAAAGCUGUACUGGGGCAUUACGGACUACGCUGAGAAUUUCCAGGCCGCCUUGAAGAAGGAUUUGAACAAGGCGCCUCACGAUGCUAUGUUGUCUGAAAUCCACCAUUUGAUUACGGAGCUUAACGUAGUUCUCAAAAAGUUGAAGGACUGGGUAAAGGAUGAUAAGGAUAUCGAAUAUCACUGGACCUUUUCAGCCAUGAAACCACGUAUCAGAAAGGAACCUCUAGGCGCGGUUCUAAUUAUUGGCCCCUAUAAUUUCCCUCUGAUGCUUAACGUCGCUCCGCUCAUUGGUGCCAUUGCGGCUGGCUGCACCGCUGUCAUUAAGCCUUCUGAGAGCGCUCCUGCGACUGCCAUGGUAAUGAAGGAGAUGAUUGAGAAGUAUCUCGACCCGGAGUCGUUCUUCGUUGUCAAUGGAACAAUCCCGGAGACCACUGCCUUGCUCAAUGAGAAGUGGGAUAAGAUCUUCUACACCGGCGGCCCGACUGUUGCAAGAAUCAUCGCAAAGAAGGCCGCCGAGACCCUUACGCCAGUUGCUCUCGAGCUUGGAGGUCGAAAUCCUUCGUUCAUCUCUAGAUCUACCAACUUAGCGCUAGCUGCAAGACGCCUCAUGUGGGGGAAAACAAUCAACGCGGGCCAAAUUUGCAUGUCGCAGAAUUAUGUGACCGUCCAGAGAGACUUAGUCGAGGACUUUAUCAAGCACCUCAACGCGACCUACAAGGAAUUCUACCCCAACGGUGCCAAGGCGAGCCUAGAUUACGCCCGCAUCGUUAACGAGCAGCAAUUCGACCGCAUCAAGAAGAUGCUCGACACUACCAACGGCAAGAUAGUCUUGGGCGGAGAGACGGAUAGAUCUGAUCUUUACAUCUCGCCAACCGUUGUUCUCGUGGACUCUACCGACGAUCCCAUGAUGAAGGACGAAUCUUUCGGUCCCAUAUGGUCGAUUAUCCCCUACGACACUGUCGACGAUGCUAUUAAGAUCAUGAAUACGGUUGACCCUACACCUCUGACGCUUACAACCUUCGGGUCCAAAACUGAGAACGAAAAGAUCCUUGGCCACGUUACUUCCGGCGGUGCCACUAUCAACGACGCAUUCAUGCACGGCGCGAUAUCCACGCUGCCUUUCGGAGGCGUCGGCGAGUCCGGUACUGGCUCAUACCACGGCCGAGCGGGAUUCGACUGCUUCACGCACCGGCGUACGAUAGUCGAGGUGCCGAAUUGGAUGGACAAGCUGCUACGCCCACGGUAUCCACCCUUCUCGGCGCCCGACUUCAAGCGCCAUAUCUGGAUGACUAACCCCAAGCCUAAUUUCGACCGCGACGGCAAGCCCCUUUCCGGUCCCGGCUACUGGCUCUGGCUCAUCUUCGGCCUCGGCGGCCCCACUGCCAAAGGUGCGUUAAUGAGGUGGAUUGUUCUCCUUACCUCGGCGUAUGCCGUAUUUUCUCGGUAUCGGUCUGGGCGCGGUCUUGAGUUUUGGAAGUGAUGUGCGAUAUUGGGGUUUGCAGCGACUUUAAUGUAAGGGGUGUCCGGAUGUAAGGGAUAUCACUUCCCAGCUCUCCUUGUUAUCAAAUUUGUUGGUUUUGGUUCGGCUAACUGGUAUGACUAGGUGAUACUCCGCGAGCGAAGCUCUAAUUUGUACCCUGAUUUGCGGAAUCGAAUUUUAUUUGUAUUCGUAAGAUUGUUGCGCAUACGACGAGUCUAUCUCGAGUAUCGAGUUACACUGUAUUUUGCAUGUGU